Messenger RNA from Theileria equi strain WA, 1095 nucleotides. RefSeq lists its product as hypothetical. Lineage: Eukaryota; Apicomplexa; Aconoidasida; Piroplasmida; Theileriidae. The record is from RefSeq and is a predicted model, not a curated record. Bases 1 to 1095 code for a protein of 364 amino acids. The transcript has 2 exons.
AUGAUGGAUGUCAAAGGCUAUACAAAGUACAAGUAUUCUUACACCAGUGACAAAAAGUUUGUUAGAUACGGAAAUGUUAGUCUUGAAUAUGGAGAUGAUGGCUCUCUUACACUCGAUGAUAUAACCGGGGAUCUUUCUGCAUAUUACUGGGACCAAGAUAAAGAGCAUAGAAAGAAACCUCUACUUAUGGAAGUAACUCUUGGAGGAGAGUUUAGAGGUAUGAAAGCUUAUUAUAGUAAUAAAGGGGAACAAAAUAACGGAAAAUGGAGAUCAAUAGUACCUAAACAUCUUGAUGUGGAAAAUGGCUUGAGGUUUCCUCCUGAUGAGCUAGAGGAACAGCUUCACGAGCUAAAGUGUCAACUUUUAAAUCCAGUGGUCAUAGAUAUUACUAAACCUAUUGGAAGGUAUAAGAAUACAUGCUACGAGGGUAAAAACUGCGGAAAUGAGAGUUGUACUGAGAAUGUAACGGUUGAUGAUUACCGCGAUUCUCAAUAUGAAGAAAUCGACUUGGAAAAAUAUACUGCUUGGAAACACACCUAUAGAGGAAAGAACUUUACAAUCGCAGGUUUCAAAACUGAUCCUUCCGAAGGUAACACUCCAUUAGGACUUACAAUAUUGGAUGUUAAGGAGGUAUUGGUCUUAUUUGAAAAGUCUGAGAAAGGGCCCCCUGGAGCUACCAGUAAACCUCUUAUAGCUUAUAUUAAGACUGGGAGUGGGAAUAUUUACGGGUGGUCCAAGAACUUUGAUCAGAAUGGCAAGUGGGCAGAAGAAAAGAUACUCAAAGGUAUAAAACUACAUGCCAAAACCGAACAGGAUGAAGAGAAAGAAGCCUAUUUUGAUGAGGGAGAGGACGGGGAAAAGGGUGAAUCUGGUACUACUGGAUCUGUUACUAAGGCGGCGGGAGAGAAAAAGGAAGCCAGUGAUGUUAAACCUGCUGAAUCUGAUAGUGCUAAUCAUCUUGCCCCUGAACAAGCUAGCGGCGAUGUUCCUAUUUCUGGUGUUACUUCAAAUGGAGCUGGAGAAGACAGUGUUCUAAAACUUGAAACUGCUGAUCCUCCACCCAGUGUCAAGGAAGAGGUUAUUCUCCACGUAUAA